Messenger RNA from Biomphalaria glabrata, 1624 nucleotides. RefSeq names its product ragulator complex protein LAMTOR1-like. The record is from RefSeq and is a predicted model, not a curated record. Gene Ontology annotation, molecular function: guanyl-nucleotide exchange factor activity; molecular adaptor activity. Gene Ontology annotation, biological process: positive regulation of MAPK cascade; lysosome organization; regulation of receptor recycling. Bases 89 to 583 code for a protein of 164 amino acids. Gene Ontology annotation, cellular component: Ragulator complex; late endosome membrane; lysosome. NCBI's taxonomy places the organism in Eukaryota, Metazoa, Mollusca, Gastropoda, Planorbidae. The transcript is spliced from 6 exons.
AUAACUUAUUGUAUGCGGAAUUAUCAUCAUGUGAGAACGGAAAUCGCAAUGUUGUUGAUGGUAUUAGAGUCCAGAAAAUAAUUAAGAAAUGGGGUGUUGUUUUAGUUCAGAUGAGGAUAAAGAUGUUGGUGUUCAAAGUGCAAAUGAAAGGACGCCAUUAAUUCCUCCUCCUGGUGAUAUCAGUCAGCCUAGUCAUGGGGGGCGUGUAGGACCAAACUAUACAACACCUAAUGGGAAGAAAGAUGAUGGACAAUCUGAAUUCACGCGAAUAAUUCGACAAACGGCUAUAAAUGUCAUAGAUGUGACUUCACCAGAAUCACAGAACAUUGAGCAAGGAGAAAUGCAAGAUAGGGCUACUCAAUACAGCAACCGUCUGAAUAUGGCACUUUCUGGCAAGUCAAGAGUUUACAGACCUAAUUUACCUCUUGGGGUUACAUCACCACAGAUGACUCUGUCUGCAGCACCUGUCUCAAUGUCUGAUGUUCAAUUGAUAACUAGUGUUAGUGAGAAAUUAACCAGUGCUGCCAAAGAGAUCAAGAUCCAACACAAAGAAAACUUAGUUGUUAAUUUUGGAGGUUCAUGAUUUCUAGUUCAUGUUAAUACCGUAAAUUUGUUAGAAGUAUGAAAGUUUUGAUCAUCAAAUUUUUUUUUGAACAGUGUACAUAUAUUUCUGAAUGCAUGCAAGUUUGUGCAUAGUGUGAAUCUUUUGAAUGAACUUAAUGCAAUGGAUGUGUGCUUAUUUUAGUCUAUACCAUGAAACUUUCCUUCAAGUUUAAAGAUGUGACAAAUGGAGAUGUUACAAGAGUGGUUUUUAAUAUGCUUUGCUGCUUCUGAAAUGAUCCUAGUAAAGAUUUUAUUCCAUUGGUUUGAGGAAUUACUUAAGUCAAGCAAUAUAUGGAUACCGGUACCUGGCAAAAUGGUAUUUGUUAAUUUAGCUGGCCACAUAAUGUCCAUGUUAACUGCAAAAUAAGCACAUUAACUUAAUUUUACUUCACAUGACCUGUUAAAAGGUCUUAAGGGUCUCAAAAAAAAAUAACUUUUUUUUUUACCUUGAGGUUGAAAAGAUGGGGGAUUGUGGGUUCCUCUGUAAAUAAAUGCAUCAACGUCUUUCAUGCCUUAGCUUGAAGAAUUUUAAGAUAACUUUCUUGGGUAAUUUAAUAUUUACCCACUGACAAUUAUUUCCUCAGUUUUCUUUUAAAAAUGUUUAUUGCUGGUACUGUAGUUAACUUAAUUUGUAUAAUCAUAAUUGCAAUCAUAUUAGUAUUACCAGUAUUUGUCUUUUGCCUUGCUCUACAAUGAAAUUUUUUGUCAUAAGUAAUAUAAAACUUAUAUUACAAAGUUGAACAUGUAAUAAAAUCAAAGAUCAUUUUCAAUUUAUUGCAUUGACUGGCUGAUAAAAAAUAUAGUUCUUUAAAUAUAUCACUUGAAUAGGGUUUCUUUCUUUUUGUAAUUUUCUCUCUCCUAGAUAUGUUCUACUAUGUUAGAGCUAUGAAAAAAUGUUAGUUAAUGAAUUUUAAAUUGUAUGCAUGUAUGAUUACCUCUUUAUAUUACCAUCACUGAAAAAAAAAUGUUUUUGUAAAUAUUUUUUGCAUUUGCAAAGUAAACAAGUCAUCAUUCUCUAUAA